Danaus chrysippus (African queen) is the source of this 822-nucleotide messenger RNA. The record is from the annotation of a GenBank genome assembly. NCBI's taxonomy places the organism in Eukaryota, Metazoa, Arthropoda, Insecta, Lepidoptera, Nymphalidae.
AUGACUGAAAAAGACGGUGGGAUAUUCUAUAACUUAGAGAGUCUUCUGCAACAGGAUCAUCGUGGAGUAAAUAUAGCCGUUUAUGCUCUCGCUACUGCUGGUCUGGCACUAUCCGUACACAAAAUCCGUCCGAUAAGCAAGUUUUCAAAGGCUUCUAAAGUUCCUAACCACUUUAUCAAGAGACAUGAAUCUUUGAAAGGAACAUAUGUUGGUGUUCAGCACUCACCAGUACGGCUUUUAAUAAAUCAUAGGGCACCUAUUUACCUUCCACUAUGGCAUUCCAGCAAACCUCCACUGCCUGUUAAGCUAUGGGGAGUGGACAUAGUGAGUGGCAAUGCUGUAAAUUGGUUGGACUGUGUUGCCAAAGGGCAAAAAGUUACAUUAAAACCCAUUGGAAGAGAUAAAGAAGAUCUUGUUUCCACUGUUAUUUUGCAUUUACCUGGAAAUAAGACAAAAACAGAAGAAACAUUUGAUGUCGGAAAAAAAUUGGUAGAACUUGGCUUCGCACAAACUUCACUGCCCAAAAAUAUUAAGAAGAACACACUCGAAUCAAAACUGGCGCCAGCAUUACUUUCAGCAGAGUCCCAAGCCAAGUGGAAUAGAAAUGGGAUAUGGUCAGACAGAUUACCGCCAUUACCAGUUUAUGUAAACUACUGGAAAAAAACCUCAGAACUAGCCACUGAAAUUCUUGUUAUGUCUUCCAAGAAGUUGCUACAAAUUUUAUUGCUUGUUGUCAAGAGUGCCUUAGUCGGAGGAAAAAGCUUAAUUCUUAGACCCUUCAGAUCAGCACCAAAACAGGUAAAACAAAUACAAACAACAUGA